Molecule: messenger RNA, 1281 nt
Organism: Schistocerca cancellata (South American locust)
Lineage: Eukaryota; Metazoa; Arthropoda; Insecta; Orthoptera; Acrididae
Product: N(4)-(Beta-N-acetylglucosaminyl)-L-asparaginase-like
Exons: 6
Coding region: 191-1249 (352 amino acids)
Biological process (GO): protein deglycosylation
Molecular function (GO): N4-(beta-N-acetylglucosaminyl)-L-asparaginase activity
Source: RefSeq, a predicted model, not a curated record
AACAUUCAGACGAAAAGGAAAUAAGUUCAAACAUAGACAGCUGGUUACAUAUUAUUGAUUUAAAUAUUGAUAGGUCAUUGCGUGUAAAGUGCAAAGGAACGUUAUCUUGCUCCCUAAAUAAUCAUGUGACUGUAUGACAGAUGCGCUGUAACAGAGAUUACCGUCACAUCCUAUAGUGAAAGCAAGAAGGAUGUCUCCGGUUACAUUUUUCUUACUCCCGGUUUUCGCCGCAACGUGCUUCGCUGUAAAUACAAUUACAAGAAUAGAUCCAGUUAACAAGCUGCCAAUUGUGAUAAAUACUUGGGGAUUCACAAAUGCUACAGCAAAAGCAUGGGAAGCAAUAUACCAACAGAAAUUGUCUGCUCUGGAUGCUGUCGAAAUGGGCUGCACAGUGUGUGAGGAAGAACAGUGCGAUGGAACUGUUGGUUUUGGUGGAAGUCCAGAUGAGAAUGGGGAAACUACAUUAGAUGCCAUGUUAAUGGAUGGUACAAAUAUGAAUAUUGGAGCUGUAGGAGCACUCAGACGAAUCAAACCGGCAAUAUCUGUAGCUCGACGUGUUCUUGAGAAUACUCGGCACUCUUUCCUUGUUGGAGACCAAGCAACAGAAUUUGCUAUUGAAAUGGGCUUUCAAGAAGAAAGUCUACAGACUGAAAACUCAAGAAGCAUUUGGCAGGAAUGGAAGGAGAACAGCUGUCAACCAAAUUUUUGGCAGCAUGUAACUCCAAAUCCACAAGACAGUUGUGGCCCAUAUAAACCUCUUAGUAACAUUCUUGGGAAGCCACAGGAAAAGCAGUGGAGAAAUGAGGAUCAGAGUCAUUGGAGCCAUGAUACAAUAGGCAUGGUUGCUGUGGAUAUUCAAGGAAAUGUUGUUGCUGGAACAUCUACAAAUGGAGCUAGCCACAAAAUACCAGGAAGAGUUGGAGAUUCUCCAAUCCCUGGGGCAGGUGCAUACGCAGACAGCAGUAUAGGAGGAGCAGCUGCAACUGGUGAUGGUGAUAUAAUGAUGCGAUUCUUACCCAGCUUCCUUGCAGUUGAGCUGCUACGUAAUGGUUCAUCGCCCUCAGAAGCUGGUGCAGUUGCUAUUCGGAGGAUAGGUUCCUACUAUCCUGAAUUCAAAGGUGGUAUUGUAGUUGUACGAAACAAUGGAGAGUAUGGUGCAGCUUGUCAUGGAUUGGACUUCUUCCCAUUUUCAGUUAGGAACUUGUACUUAAGUGAAGUAACUGUUCAAAAUGUGAGCUGUGUUUCCUAAGCAUACUAAUAAAGUUUCCUAAAUUAUUUUGA